UCAGGUUACUUUCUGACUUUCUUGGAACCAGUAAACAAUAUCACCAUAGUCCAGGGGCAGACAGCAAUCCUCCACUGCAAGGUAGCAGGAAAUCCAUCUCCAAAUGUCAGAUGGCUAAAAAAUGAUGCUCCAGUGGUUCAGGAGCCAAGGCGUAUCAUCAUAAGAAAAACAGAUUAUGGUUCGCGUCUGAGAAUCCAAGAUCUUGACACGACAGACACAGGAUACUACCAGUGUGUGGCUUCUAAUGGGAUGAAGACAAUAACAGCAACGGGAGUAUUGUUUGUGAGGCUUGGUCCAACAAACAGCCCAAAUCACAAUCUUCAGUCAGCUCAUAACCCAAGAAAAAAGAAAUGGGGAUUAUUGAAAUACUUAGAUGCUUGGAAGGGCAUUCUCCUGGGGAAGCUGGCUGCCUGUGGUCUAGACAGGUACAUUCUCUGCUGCUGGGUGAAGAACUGGCUGGAGGGCUUGGUCCAGAGUGUGGUGUUGAAUGGCAUUAAAUUCAGCUGGCGACUGGUUGAUAUGUUGAUCAUAUCUUUAUUGAUUAUUUGGAUGAAGGAAUUGAGUGCACCGUCACGAGUCGAGGGCCGCCCCGCCUCCGAGGAGCCCACCCCUCCAGCCGCUGCCGCGGGAGGUGCUCCCCCAGCAGAGGGUGCCGGAGGGCCGGACCGCCACCCCUCGGUGCCUCUCCCCUCCCCUUCCCUCCCCUGUGUCGGAUUUGUCCCCGGUGACGUUGGGAUGCUGGGGAAGGCGGAGGAGGAGGAGGGGAAAGGAGUGCGGUUUCCCCCGCCCCCCAGUCAGAGAGAGUCCGUUAGCAGGAGAACCGAGCUGGGGUGGCGGUGCCAGGCCGGCAGCAUACGCCGCACCUCCCCGCUUGGGGAGCCGGGGCCAACCGCACCGCUCCUCGCCGCACCGCAUCGCUCCUCACCGCACUACGCCGCGCCGCUUCGCCCGCAGGCACCAGCAGUGAUCGCAGAAUGGUCCCUGCGGCUGCUCUACGUCUCCUGGCCCUGCUGGCCGCCGCAGUGCUCCUCCGCCUCCGCGCCGCAGUUUGCCAAACCCUUUCUAACAGAUCAUCAGUGCUACAACGGUUCUGGAGCAGAUUAUAGAGGAACAGUCAGCGUCACCAAAUCUGGCCACAUUUGUCAGCACUGGGACUCCCAGAGUCCCCACAACCAUGACCUAACAAGCACACAGUUUCCAGAGCUAGGUGGAGGACACGCGUAUUGCCGGAAUCCUGGGGGUCAGAUGGAUGGGCCUUGGUGUUUUACAAAGAAUAAAAACGUACGCAUGGAACUGUGUGACAUACCUUCUUGUAGUCCACGUGACAACAGCAAAAUGGGAAUCCUGUACAUCUUGGUUCCCAGCAUAGCAAUUCCUUUGGUCAUUGCCUGCCUUUUCUUUCUGGUCUGUAUGUGCAGAAACAAGCAGAAAGCAUCUGCCACCACACCACAGCGUCGCCAGCUGAUGGCAUCUCCCAGCCAGGACAUGGAAAUGCCACUCAUUAAUCAACACAAACAGGCUAAACUUAAAGAAAUCAAUCUGUCUACUGUGCGAUUUAUGGAGGAACUAGGAGAGGAGAGAUUUGGCAAAGUCUACAAAGGGCAUCUUUUUGGUACUGCACCAGGUGAACAGACACAAGCUGUUGCUAUCAAGACACUGAAAGACAAAGCAGAAUUAUCUCUUCGGGAAGAAUUUAAACACGAGGCAAUGAUGAGAGCACGAUUACAGCAUCCAAACAUUGUUUGUUUGCUGGGAAUAGUGACAAAGGAACAACCCAUCAGCAUGAUUUUCAGUUAUUGUUCCCACAGUGAUCUCCAUGAGUUUUUGGUGAUGAGAUCUCCUCAUUCAGAUGUUGGCAGCACUGAUGAUGACAAGACAGUAAAAUCCACUCUGGAACCAGCAGACUUCUUCCACAUUGUCACUCAGAUAGCUGCAGGAAUGGAAUACCUUUCAAGCCACCAUGUUGUUCACAAGGACUUGGCUACAAGAAAUAUAUUAGUGUUUGAUAAACUGAAUGUAAAAAUAUCUGAUUUAGGCCUUUUCAGGGAAGUUUAUGCUGCUGAUUACUACAAACUGAUGGGAAAUUCUCUUCUUCCUAUCCGUUGGAUGUCCCCUGAGGCUAUUAUGUAUGGCAAGUUUUCUAUUGAUUCAGAUAUUUGGUCAUAUGGAGUUGUGUUGUGGGAAGUUUUCAGCUAUGGCCUGCAGCCUUACUGUGGUUAUUCUAACCAGGAUGUCAUUGAGAUGAUCAGAAACCGACAGGUUUUGCCAUGUCCUGAUGACUGCCCCACAUGGAUAUACACUUUGAUGUUGGAGUGCUGGAAUGAAUUUCCCAACAGAAGACCAAGAUUUAAAGAUAUACACAACAGACUAAGAACAUGGGGAAACCUUUCUAAUUAUAACAGCUCAGCACAAACUUCUGGAGCAAGCAACACCACACAAACAAGUUCCCUUAGCACAAGCCCUGUUAGUAAUGUCAGCAAUGCUAGGUACAUAGGACCAAAGCAGAAAACUCCAGCUUUUCCUCAACCUCAGUUCAUACAAAUGAAAGGGCAGAUGAGACCAAUGGUCCCACCUCCUCAACUCUAUAUUCCAGUCAAUGGUUACCAGCCAAUGCCUGCUUAUGGGGCUUACUUGCCAAAUUUUUAUUCUGUUCAAAUUCCAAUGCAAAUGGCUCCUCAGCAAAUACCCCCCCAGAUCAUUCCCAAACCAGGCUCCCACCACAGUGGGAGUGGAUCCACCAGCACAGGCUAUGUAACAACAGCUCCUUCCAACGCAUCAGUGGCUGACAGGGCAGCUCUACUCUCAGAGGGCACAGAUGACACAAACAAUGGAACAGAAGACAUUGCCCAGAAUCCUGUACAGGAGGAGGAGGAAGAGGAGGGAUCUGUGCCAGAAACAGAAUUGCUGGGUGAUAAUGACACACUUCAGAUGGAUGAAGCAGAAAUUCAGUCAGAAGCUUAAGAAAUUUGGCCUUUUUAUUGAGAAUUUCACUUCACUUCUGUGCUUGGCCACAGUAGAUCCUUAAGCUUAACAUCAGAGAUUUUGAUAUGAAAAAAAGCACAACCAAAAAUAUAUAUACCAAUAUUAAUUGCAGCAAUAAUAACAUACUGAAUUUAUUGACCAUUAUCACUGUCAGCAUUUUGCAAAGUUGGUGGUACAGAAUUGCUGGCUUUCAUCUUUUUUACAGUACUACAGUUCUUGAGGGAAAAUGCUUUUCAGUAAUGUACUGUUGCUGUGCAACGUAUUGCAGAGUAACAUUGCACAUCAUGAUAUGUGAGUGUAGUGUUAGUGAAUUAUGCUUAAAUCAUUAACACAAGGAAGGAAUCCAGCUACAGUUGCUCUCAGCAUAAAGAAGUGCCCUGGUUGUGAUGGACAGCUUAGUUUAUACUAUUUAUCUUUUGAUAUAAUGGACACAAGAUUGUUGUUUGCUUUUCAAAUCUGGGGGGGAAAAACAAAAACAAAAACAAAAAAGCAAGUUGAGAGUAUGGAUCCAUAGUUGUAUAAAGUAACCAGAAAAGUAGAGAAACAAUGUAAAAUAGGCUGUGCUGAGUGAGACCCUGGGUCUGCCUAGCCCAGUAGCAUGUCUCCAAAGAGAGUAGUUUCUGCCUGGGGAAGAGUACAAGGACAAUCGUAUCAUUUCCCAAAGUGUUUUCACAAGCACCAGCAACUUGUGGCUUAGGAAAUUCCCAAGCCAGAGGUGGAAUUUUUUUUUUUAAUAACCUUUGAUGGAAUUUUCUUCCAUGAGUUUAUACAAGUAAUUUUGAACCCACAUAAACUUAGAGCAUCCACAACAUCCUGUGGAAUAACAUGAGAGGAGAGAGGAUGUCUUUCUUUCAUCAUUCCCUAUGAAUGACUGUGACAGAGGCUUCCAAAUGAGAUCAUCUGAUUGUAUUUGUGGAUGGAAGUAUUCCUUCUCUGCUGUGUAUUUUCAGCAGCAAGCAGCCUUAAUACACUGUUAACCAAAAAUGGGGAUAUUGUAGGUGUGCACUAACUUAACAAUCCAACUUUAAUUGCAUAUUUGUUGUCAAGUAUAGGAAAAGACUCCACAUACAUGUUCCUACAUUGUAAAAAUGUUGGGUUUUGUGGGGGGUUAUAAACUCACUUGAUCUACUGCAAUUACUGCUGGAUUGCAUGUGAAAACAUGUUUUUCGUUCCUGCCGGUUUAGUGAAAACAAUUCUUUGAACUUUAGAAGACCAAAAUAAGCAAAGUUGUACAGAGUGCUGGUUUUGUCUUCUGUUUGCAGGAUGGAUCAUGUACAGACCUUUAAAUGUAAUUUAUGUUUUACUACAUUUUUUACUACACUUUUUUUUCUUUGAAAUAUUUGGAUUUUUUUGAACAAAUGACUUCAUAGCUUAACCAUUUACAAUAUUCAUAUGUGGUGCAGUUUUAUCAUAUUGCUGGUUCAUUUUGUUAAAUGUGCAGACAGGUCCAUACAUUUCACUACUCUUUCUGUAUUACAAACAAUACACACUUGUAGAAUUGUAGCCAAUACACACUUAGCUAUAAAUUGUACAUCCAGCACAUGGAAUUUCCAAUAAAGUAAUGCAAAAAGUAUGAUAAAGUAUGUUAUCUUUAUAGUUCCUACAGCCAUUGUUUUGUUGUUUCAGUACUUGUGGAAAUAGAAAUGGCCACAGUUGCUUAGAUUACAGGUUUCAUACCCAAACUAUGAUUGUUUUGUGUGUACUUUUUUUUCUUUUUUUCCUUUUUUUUUUUUAAUUACAUGGGGAUACAUUUUAAGUGGUGUAUCAUUUUGAUCUACACUCUGUGUUCAUGAUAUGGCAGCAUUACUUGUUUCCAGCAUUUCACCUGGAUUUGGAAAUGCACUGGUAGGAGUAAAAUAUGAAAACUUUAUUGCUUGUGUUAAUAUAAUGCAGCUUUGGGUGCUAUUAAUAAAUAAAGAAU
This is a messenger RNA of Meleagris gallopavo (turkey), 4903 nucleotides long. The record is from RefSeq and is a predicted model, not a curated record. NCBI's taxonomy places the organism in Eukaryota, Metazoa, Chordata, Aves, Galliformes, Phasianidae.